UCAGGAGGUGAAAUCUGUGGUUCAUUAGUGUUUACGGCUUCUUAUGGCACGGUACAUGUAAGAGAAGAAAGAGAGAAAGGGGUUGUUAUGCCUGAAGGUGGCUGUGAUAAGCACUUUUCUUAAGAUAGGAGAUAUUUAUGUUUUCUCCUUCUAAGAGAACUUCAGGUCUAAGAGUCUUAGAGAGAAAAUAAUCGUCUUUGGCUAAGCUAUAAUCUCUCUAAAAAAAAGGGGGAGGGAUAGUAUGUUCUCUCCUGAGGGGCACCCGAGGAGAGUUUAGAAAAGAAGAGUCAUACGAGCGAGUCAAAUGGAUGAUGAUGACUCUAGCGAGGUCUGGUGGAUCCGCGGAGCUCAAGUGUGGGCGUGGGUGAUCUGCGUCGUGGGAGGCGUCGGGAAUUUCGUCACCAUCGCCACCAUCUUUCACCAGCUCCACCUGUGUCGCUCCAAAAGAUCCUAUUACGGAAGGGACCUCAAGUACGGCGAAAACGGCCACGCCCUCCGACCCCGCAGCCAAGGUCCUUCCAUCAAGCUAGCCGGAGACACCAUCCUCCUGCUGCACCUGAGCAUCUGUGACUUCCUCUACUGCGUCGUGAACCUGCCCAUCACGGCCUGGUCCUAUAACGUCUCAGCCGACCACGCGCCGGGGAAGGGCUUCUGCACGGUCGUCGCUGCCUUUCGCUACCUCAACGCUCUGGUCGAGUGGAUGACCCUCGGCCUCCUGACGGUGCAGCGUUGCGUGGAUCUGAGGCGGUCGAGAAGAGUGAGGUUCUUUAAGCCGCUUCCUACCUGCGGGAUCCUCCUCCUGUGCUGGCUCGGAGGCUUGGCCGUGAUGCUCGGCGCAUUAAUACAAGGAAACUUUGAGUACAACACGGACGGGUUCAAGUGCGACAUGCAAGAAGGUAACUCGAAGCUGUACUUUCACACCUUGGAGACCCUUCUUCCGUGUUGCUUGAUGGUCGUGGGUUGUUGCAGCAUCAUCAUUCAGAUCUGGAAGAACAAGAGGAAACUGAGAGCCUCUGGGAUGCAUCCAGCGCUGGUCGAGAAGCGGAGCCGCGAUGCCUGGCGGUCCACAGCCCUCCUGUUGGGCCUCCUUCUGCUGUUCCUCGUCUGCGUCAUCCCCAACGCCGUCUACAACGUCAUCAGCUUCUACCCUGAGCUCGUCAACUCAGCCGUGGGCGUCGGAAUUUACGCCUUCUACUGGACUCAGUACGGCGUCAACUUCCUCGUCUACGCCGCCAGUAACAAGAACUACAGGAGGGCUUACGUGCACCUCUUCUCGCGUGCUUCAGAAACCCUUCGCCGGUGCUUCGGUCGAGACGAUCUGAUUCACGAUCAUCGAGGCGUCGUGGAGCCAAGGAUCUCGACGAUCUUCGCCGUCGGGAUCCCCAAGGACUUCAGCGACAUCUCCGGACACCGGGAGGGCUUGAGUGGCCCCCCCGUGUCCUACGAGGAGCUCGGAGGACGCCACGAAAGGUCGGUCUCGGAGUCCCUCCCAGCGAACGGCGUCGAUGUCCCCGACGUCCACCUCCUCGGGCGUCCUCGAUCCUCCCCCAGCUUGUCCUCCUUCGCCUCGACCUGCGCCUCCGUGGACACCGUCGAGAGUUAUCUCAGCCACAUGUCUUAGCUCAGCCACGCUAAAAUAUGUAAUAGUUAUUGCGGCAAGUGCAUGGACCUUCACCCACCCUCAUUCGCUCAUUCUGAUACAC
Penaeus chinensis is the source of this 1703-nucleotide messenger RNA. Its product is annotated as protein trapped in endoderm-1-like. Gene Ontology annotation, molecular function: G protein-coupled peptide receptor activity. The transcript has 3 exons. The record is from RefSeq and is a predicted model, not a curated record. The coding region runs from base 305 to 1621 and encodes 438 amino acids. NCBI's taxonomy places the organism in Eukaryota, Metazoa, Arthropoda, Malacostraca, Decapoda, Penaeidae. Gene Ontology annotation, biological process: neuropeptide signaling pathway. Gene Ontology annotation, cellular component: membrane.